Molecule: messenger RNA, 1517 nt
Organism: Erythranthe guttata (spotted monkey flower)
Lineage: Eukaryota; Viridiplantae; Streptophyta; Magnoliopsida; Lamiales; Phrymaceae
Source: RefSeq, a predicted model, not a curated record
CCACUACAAUGGAGAUAAUUUUCUAGGCCUGCCAUUUACUGUGUGCGGCGCACCGAGUAGCGGUGAAGAUGAUGGAGAGAAGAAACGCAUUAUCCGUAAAAAACUCUGAAUAUUCAUACUGCUAAUUUGUAUACCCAAUCGGAAUGCCGUUCGUCGCGUUCAUCGAUGUCGUUCUUAAACCCUAGAAUCAAUCAAUUUCUGCAAAAUUUCCGAGUUGAAACGGACGAGCUGUGAGUUUCUAUGAGCGAGAAUCUCUACGCAAGAAAUAAUGUUGUUGCAGUUGACAUUAAUCACGUGCUUCCUUAAUCCCACCGGCAUGGUUUGUGUUGGUUCUCUGUUGGUUUUUAGUCUUCUUCUGAUGUUGAAUUCUGGCGAAUUCGUCUUUUACACCGAUGAAAUUACUCGCCGCCGCAGCUGGCCCCAAAUCCUCCGCGCGGUGCUUUUCUUCCGCCGCAGUUAACAGUGGCCGCGGCGGCGAUUCUGGAGUUCCAUCAAUUCCGCCUCCUGUACGGCUGCGAUUGCGUCGAUUAAGGUCAUCUGUUGAUAAUGUGAAGCUCUCCAUCUCUAAUCAUGGUUUCUACGGCAGAAGGACGAUUAUUACUAGGUUUCAGCCCACUGUUCGAUCAGCUUUAGCUGAAAUUUCUUCGACAGAUGGCCCUCCGUCGUCAAAUUCAAAUGCUGAUAAAAAGCUUGCAGUGGUUGCUUGGUCCGCCAUAACUCUGGCACUAGCGGUUUCGAACCGUGUGCUUCAGAAACUUGCUCUUAUCCCCAUGAAGAACCACCCCUUCUUUCUGGCUCAACUCAACAGUUUUGUGUAUGUGGCGGUUUUCUUUUCUGUGCUGCGUGUGAGAUACCGUGCUGGCAAAACGACCGACGAGAUGUUAGACCUUCCCAAAUCACCGUUUAUCGCGAUUGGUUUUCUUGAAUCCGUUUCAAUUGUUUCUGCGAUGUAUGCUGGAGCGGUACUCCCAGGACCAGCUAUACCCUUAUUAUACCAGACAUUCCUGGUUUGGCAGCUGGUCUUUUCCAGCAUCUUAUUGAAGAGAAGGUACUCUCUCAACCAAAUUCUAGGAUGCUUUCUCGUGGCAGCAGGUGUCGUGGUGGCAGUUACGAGUGGAGCAAACAGUGGUGGAAUGUUCUCUGGAGUUGGAGUUUUGUGGCCAAUGCUCAUGAUAGCUUCAAGUGCUUUCCAAGCGGGUGCAUCUAUAGUUAAGGAGUCUGUAUUCGUUGAUGCUGCAACCCGUCUUAAGGGGAAAUCAUUGGACAUCUUCGUCGUCACCUCUUUUGGAUCCGGGUUUCAGGUAGUGACAUUUAGAUUGCUAAAAUUUCUUUUGCUCGUCUAUUGUUGUGUUAGGAAAGUGCCAAUUUCAAUUUAUGUUCUUUCACUUCCAUUGCCAUAUCUACCAAAAGGUGUAAGCUUGAGCCCAUUUUUCCAUCUGGGAUCUGCGAUUCUCGUUGUGGGGCUCAUCCUGUACAAUACACCCUUACCUCGGAAGCCCGAGUCUGCUAUUCCGUAA